Symsagittifera roscoffensis is the source of this 2058-nucleotide messenger RNA. Its product is annotated as dynein axonemal intermediate chain 1-like. Lineage: Eukaryota; Metazoa; Xenacoelomorpha; Acoela; Convolutidae. The coding region runs from base 236 to 1921 and encodes 561 amino acids. Gene Ontology annotation, cellular component: outer dynein arm. Gene Ontology annotation, molecular function: dynein heavy chain binding; dynein light chain binding. The record is from RefSeq and is a predicted model, not a curated record. Gene Ontology annotation, biological process: cilium movement; outer dynein arm assembly. The transcript is spliced from 9 exons.
AUCAAUCACCCAACUGUUAAAUGAGCUUGUGUUCAUUAAAAACGAUGGGGUUUCGUUUCGCUGGUAGUAAUUACAACCAAACAAAUUCGAGCAACAUGAUCAAACUUUCGAAAUGGCAAGGAUAAACUUUUUGGGCCGUAUAACAGACAAGACCCGAAAAAAGUAAUUAAGGGCGGAAAAAACGGGAAAAGUGUAUGCUCUAGGAGUGCAGCUGAGUGGCCAUGUGUUGAAGCAGAUGGGGAGGAUGUUGAACCAGAACAACUUCGGAGACAUCGCCGAGGACUUCAAGUACUGGAACGACAUGUCCGACCGACACAAGCCAGAUGGAAGCUUCUGUCCAUUGUGGACCUUCCAGUGUGACAGCGAGGCACAGGCGCUGAAGAGGGAGCAUCUUCAGGUGACCUCUAUCUCGAUGGGGGAGAAGUACAAUGACCUGUUCGCAGUGGGGUUAGGGUCACUCCAGUUCGGCCACUCCAGUCAGGGCAAGGCACUCGUCUACAGCUUCAAGAACCUGCUGGAGCCGGAGUUUGAGUGUGUGACAAGGAGUGGGGUGUUGCGAGUCCGAUUUAGUCCCCUCCCCUCACACCCACAACUGCUGGCCUUCAGCUGCUACGACGGAGUGGUCGGAAUAUGCGAUCUGGCCCGGAAGACGAGGAUAAUGACGGACUACGAGACGGAGGGCAGACACAUUGGGCCGGUGUGGGACAUGGCCUGGAACGAGACUGCCAAUCUGGAGGUGGAGCAGCCCAAUGUCAUCUCAGUCGGGAGUGACGGCAGGAUUGUGUUGUGGAGUGUGACCACUUUGAACCAACUGGUCAACACUGAUCUCUUACAGCUCAAGUCUAACUACUCCACCACUAGAGCUAAGUCUGACUUUGGAAUCCGACCAUCCCUAACGGGAGAGGAUCCGACAGAUUAUGAAGUGUUACACGACAAGGCCAAGGCCAUCGAGUUCCAGCCCAUUCCCGACCAGAACAACCCGGCUAAGAGACACGAGGCCUCUUCCAGUGCGGGGGACGAGGAAGGGGCUAAGGCGAAACACAGCGGGAACUUCCUAGUGGCGACAGAGCAGGGGUGGAUCUACAUGUGUAAUGCUAGACACCGCAACCGCAUCAACAGUGGCAAAUGGAAGGCACAUGUCUCCUCAGUGGAUGGCAUGAGUUUCAACCCCUUCGACGCCCACAUCCUCCUCACAGUGGGGGGAGACUGGAGUGUGAAGGUGUGGAAACUGCACACUAUCAGACUCUGUCCCCUCCCCUCCAUCACCAUCCACAUGACCACUUCCGCCAGGGACGCGGUGUGGACUUCGUACUCGUCCACGUGUUUCACGGCUGUCACUCACGACAGACACAUUCUGUUCUACAACCUGGCCGAGUCCAGAUCCCACCCUGUCAAGACUCAGGCGGUGGUGGGGAAGAGGAGCCACACUACCAGAGUACUGCUGAGUCACAAGGACCCAGUGGCGCUGGUCGGGGACUCCAAGGGGGAGGUGUCGGUGUUGAAGUUAUCCCCCAAUCUGAGGAAGCAGUGGGUGUGUGACAAUCUGGUGAAGAAGAAGAGUGCAGCUGACAAAGAGAGGGAGAAGGCCAAUCUGGAAAAUGAGAAGGCGGUGCAGCAAGAGAAGUUCGACAACGAGAAGAAACUGCUCGUUAAAGUGCUCGCUUUAGACGAGAACUAUUCGGUCCACGAAGCCGAAGAGAAAGGAGUUGUUCUGCCCGAGAGACGAAGACGGCGAUCAUCCACUGGGACGAGACGAGAGUCCAAAGCGGGUCUGUUCGUAGGCCGAAGACGCAGUAAGUCGAAGUCCAUAUCGCAGAGAAGGAGAUCCACAAGUGUGAGCAAGAGAAGUCAAAGGGCCAGUUCAAUUAGCCGACAACUUAUUAGGAGUAAAUUGAAAUCGGUCGAAAGUCUGAAACAGUGAAUUUGAAGUCAUGAAACUCAAUGAGACUAUGGUUAAUAUGUUUUUUGGUAGCACAAUUAUUGUCAAUCAAAUCAUAUUUGGCAUCAAAAACUGUUGGUUUUUGUGCCUUUAAAUCAACAAGUCGCUUGCCAAUAUUA